Messenger RNA from Propithecus coquereli (Coquerel's sifaka), 3022 nucleotides. It is a transcript of the gene IQCH, whose product is annotated as IQ motif containing H. The record is from RefSeq and is a predicted model, not a curated record. Lineage: Eukaryota; Metazoa; Chordata; Mammalia; Primates; Indriidae. The transcript is spliced from 18 exons. Gene Ontology annotation, molecular function: protein binding. Bases 244 to 2808 code for a protein of 854 amino acids.
CCAACUUUAAUUGAUCAGAAAUCAUUUAUUUUCCCUCUGGAAUCUGAGGGUAAACUUUGGCAACCCCAAAGACAGCAUGGUUCAUUUCCACGUGUCUUUCCAAGAGCAAAGGUGACGGUUCAGAAGUUAAUAAAGGGGUCCACCAUAUCCAAUCUCACGGUUCUGCCAUCUUCUCAUCGCACAGAUCCCUAUUUCACCCCCAUACCAGUCUUACAAGUGGAUGCCAGCAAAGGGAUUUUAAGCAUGAUGGAACGAGGAUUGAUUCCACCAACAGCGAAGAUUAACCUUAAGAAUCCACCCAUUGCACCCAGAGCAGCUCCUCUGCAUAGUUUUGAUGAAGCACAUAAGAUUCCAACUGUAGCCUCUUUUGCUGCAUCUCAGAAACCACGGCAGACUCCAGCAGAAGUGAAGGUCUCGCCCAAGAAACAAAGAUCAAAGGGGAAAGGCAGAAGGUCAAGAGGACACCAUGAUAGGAAGGCCAUGAAAGUGACAACGCCUUCGAAAUCUCUGAAAUCACCGUGGGAUUUUGACUUUUUUAUUUAUAAUGGUGUUACAGACAAGACAGCCCCAGACUUCUUAGCAUUCAAGAAACGUUUUAUCUCAGCUUGGGGAAGUAUUUUUUCUCUCUUGGAACACAUCGAGAAGUUUCUCAGGGACUAUGCAAUACCAGAGGUCAAAAUAAAAGGCAACAGUUUGGUGGCUCUCCUUCCAGAGUUUGAGCUGAAGAAUAAACUUACCAGACAUGAACUUCUGUCAGUGUUAGAGAACCCAGUUGACGUCCAAAUGCUGUUAAAUCUUCCAGGGCAGAGGUACAAGGGUCAAGAUGGAAAGUCAGUGGCUGCCAGAAAGAUCCAAGCCACAUGGAAAUGCUACACAGCAAGGAAAUUCUUCCUCAUGUAUCGCCAGCAGAAGUGGGCGUCAGGUGUGAUCGCCAUUGCUUGGCUUUUAUAUUGCCAUAAGACUCGACUGAAGAAGAUCCUAAAGGAAUCACGGCAGAGACACCUGGAGAAUUUCCGCAUUCGAGCCAAGCAUCUGGCAGCCAACUGGAAUCGCAUCAGGACCUCCAGGAGGACUAUUAUCCAUAUCCCAUCAUUAGGAUAUCCCCAGCCUGUGCGAGAACAUAUUGCCGAUUUCGACACACUGCAGAACAUGCAGCUGGGGAGACUGUGUGACAUCUUAGAUGCCAAUGUGAACGUCAUCUACAUCUGCUCCCAUCAUAUGAAUGACGAGUUAAUGCUAUAUUACAGUAAAAUCCUAAGUCUACAAGCAGCUGUCAAAUCAGGGAACCUUGAGGACAGAAGUGACCUGCAGCACAGGUUCAAAAUUAUCACCCCUGAAGCUGUAAACAUCUUCCCUAAGCAUCACAUGUGCCUGGCCACUCACCUGAUGUACAGUCCCAAGACGCUGAAAAGAAUAAAAAAUCUCAUCCAAGGAAGGGAGGCCUACAUUGUCGGCGGCCUCCUCCAUAGAGAUGACUUAGCUGUGGCAGAUAUGUUAGACAUACCCAUCCUGGGCUCAGAGCCUGAACUAGCUCAUCUUUAUACUACCAAGUCUGGGAGUAAACGAGUCUUUGACGGUGCCAAUGUGCCAGUCCCUCCAGGAAUAGGGAACGUCUAUAAUCAGCAACAGAUGCUAGAACAGCUGAGUCAGCUGAUAGCCGAUCACCUGCAAAUCCAUCGCUGGCUCUUUAAAAUGGACUAUGAGUUCCGAGGAAAUGGGACUGCAUUUUGUGACAUUCCUUGCUACCUAAAGUGCUACGAGUGGGUGCUAAAGGAGAGUAAAAGAUACGGCCCCAAAGACUGGAGGAAGAAAUGGGCACAAGAGCCAGCUUUGGCGAGGAUCUCCAAGGAGCUGGCGGGCAUUUUAGCACAGCACGCACAGCCAGUCAGUGAGAAACAGUUCCCGACGUGGAGGAAAUUCCUCCAAACAUUUCUCCAUCAAGGGGGCGUGAUCGAAGCGUUCCCACCGACAGACAAUGUCACCAACCUGACGGUAGACAUGCUGAUAGAGCCCAACGGAGAAAUCAGUGUGCUGUCCACGGGGGACCAGUUUCACGCCGAAGGCCCCUUCAUCUCCUCCGGUACCACCGUGCCUCAGACCUCAGUGAAUCCCGAAGUUCUCAGUUAUUUGUGCCUCCAAAUCGGAAAGGCCUGCAAAAUGAGAGAUGUCGUUGGUUACUUUUCUAUAGAUCUUGUGACUUUUAUUGAUCCAAGCAGCUUGGAACAGCAGGUGUGGGCAACGGGCCUUAACCUCGCCUAUAGUGACCAGCUGGCCCUGACUCAACUCAUCUUAUACCUCACAAACGGCCAUCUGGACUGCAGUUUGGGCACCCUCGAAGUGCCCCGCUUUGUUCCAAGGAAAGGGAAGAAAACGAACCCCGUUAAGUGUCUCUCAGUGCCGACGCUGGCAACCAGUCGCUAUGCAGUGAUGACCACCCAGCUGAGGCACGACAAUCUCUCACUAGUUUUCCACUAUGUUUUUCUCCAGAUAUGCAGGGCCCAUGGCAUCGGCUAUGACCUUGAGGACAGACAAGGAACUGUUUUUUUAUUAUAUGAGAACCUGAAGAGAGAGAAGUUGGGAAUGUUAACAAUCGGCGAGGAUCUCCAGGGGGUCCUCAUGACCUUUGCUCGCAAUCUCUUCAUCAUCCAUCAAGAAAUAUCAGCACCUAAUAUGCAAGGCGAGACCAAUUUUAAGACCACCAUUGAUGAUAUUGAAACCAUUCUGGGUGUAACAGAGGAAAACAAAAUGAAAUUUCAAGAAGAGCAACAGUCCAAAGUUGAUAAAAACCUCUCUAAUCCUGAUAAAUGAUCCUGGAAUACAUUAUGAUUUUGAAUCCCAAUCCGGAACAAAAAAGGCAUCAUUCCUUUUGCUGUUAGGAAUUAAAAGUAGGGGGAAAUCAGUGUGCUUUGUUCCCUUGGAGGUGAAUUAGAACAGAUUAUAAUGGAAUGCUCUUUUUAAAAAAUUGUCUAUUAAGUGAUCUUAUUUUGCUUAUUAAACCAAAACCUAUUUGUAUUUUCACUUG